Molecule: messenger RNA, 1068 nt
Organism: Trichomycterus rosablanca
Lineage: Eukaryota; Metazoa; Chordata; Actinopteri; Siluriformes; Trichomycteridae
Product: GTPase IMAP family member 9-like
Exons: 4
Coding region: 1-1068 (355 amino acids)
Molecular function (GO): GTP binding
Source: RefSeq, a predicted model, not a curated record
AUGGCGAUUCCGGAUUUGGCAGCUGUUCCUCCUGUGCACCACGAUUUACGGAAGUUGCCAGACCCAGAGGAGCCCUUCGUUGUCGAAGUGGAUGCCUCCGAGGUCGGGGCAGGGGCAGUUUUAUCGGCGUGCUUCAGUUCCACGACCCCACGACUAAGGGUGCGUCGAUCGAUACCCUCGCUAGCCUACCGCAGUGCUGGGGCUAGCACUCUGCGGAGGUUCUCUCCUCCACACUCUUUCCUGAGCGCUUUAGGCGCUCACGCGCCUUUAUUUUCCAGCGCUGCAGAUCCAGUAAGAGAUCCAGAGAUCAGAUCUGCUGAGAUGGACCAGGAGGAACGGAGGAUCGUGCUGCUGGGGAGGACUGGUGUUGGGAAGAGUGCAACAGGAAACACCAUCCUGGGAAGAAAUGUAUUCAGAUCAGAACGAUCUUUAUAUACUGUAACAAAAAUCACUGAACGUGCAGAAGCAGAGAUAGAAGGAAACCGUGUACAUGUGGUUGAUACACCAGGAUUAUUUGACACAAAACUGCCACGAGAUCAGUUAGCGAAGCAGUUUGCCAAGAGUGUUUAUCUCUCACAACCAGGAGUUCAUGCUCUCAUUCUGGUUUUCAAAUAUGAUUCAUUUACAGAAUAUGAAGAGGAAAUGAUUAAGAGGUUACAGGAGGUUUAUGGUGAGCAGGUUACAGAUAACAUGAUCAUUUUGUUUACUCAUGCUGAGGGUGUCAGAGAGGAAGAAAUAGUUAGAAGUACAAAUGAACAUCUCAGAAGGGUGUUAGAUCAGUGUGGAGGAAGAUUUCACAUCUUUAAUAAUAAAGAACCACAGAACAGACAGCAGGUGGCUGAACUUCUGCAGAAGAUAGACAGCAUGGUGCAGUGGAAUGAAGGAGGAUUCUACACUAAUGAGGUGUAUAAGGGAGCGCAGGGCUUAAACUGGGAGGAAUUCAGGGAGAAAAACAAGAAAUUAAUUUUAUUUAGAACUACUCUUUUAGCUGCAGCUGUGCUGAUGCUAGUAACAACAGUUAUUAUGGGGGUGGUGAUGUUAGUGAUGAAGGGAGUAUUUAAGCGGUAA